Mesorhabditis spiculigera is the source of this 2127-nucleotide messenger RNA. The record is from the annotation of a GenBank genome assembly. NCBI's taxonomy places the organism in Eukaryota, Metazoa, Nematoda, Chromadorea, Rhabditida, Rhabditidae.
AUGGACCCACUAUGGCGUGCAAAGGUCGGGCCCAAGCCGGUGAUCCCGAAAAAGGUCGAGCAGGACGACGACUGGGAAACAGAUCCUGAUUUCGUGAAUGACAUCACCGAGAAGGAUCAGCGCUGGGGCUCGAAGACAGUCGCGGGCAGUGGCCAUCAGGACACCGUCGACAUGUCUCAAUUCCGCAACGAGGCCAUCAAGUCGGACGAACUGCACCGCGAGCAAAAGCUGGCCACUAUGCCCAAGCCGAGCGAAGGUUAUGGCGGCAAAUUCGGAGUGCAGACGGACCGAAUGGAUAAGGCUGCUGAGAACUUCGAAUACAAGGGCAAAGUUGAAGCGCACGCCUCGCAGAAAGACUACGCGUCUGGUUUCGGCGGGAAAUACGGUGUCCAAACUGAUCGGCAAGAUAAGUCAGCCGUCGGCUGGGACGAUAAGUCUGUGCUCAGCAAGCACGACAGUCAGAAAGAUUACAAACACGGAUUUGGUGGUAAAUUUGGGGUUGAGACGGACCGGCGGGACGCGAGUGCCGUCGACUGGUCCUACCAGCAUAAGCUAGAAUCCCAUCCCUCGCAGCGAGACGCGGCCUCCGGCUAUGGCGGAAAGUUCGGUGUGCAGAAGGAUCGUCAGGACAAGUCGGCCACCGGUUGGGGCGACAAAACGGCGGCCGCUCAGCACGAAUCGCAGUCGGAUUACAAAAAGGGCUUCGGCGGGCAGUUUGGCGUGCAGACGGAUCGGGUCGACAAAUCGGCCGUCGGCUAUGAAGACCGGAGCUCCCUGGCCGCCCAUGAAAGCCAAACUGAUUACAAGAAGGGCUUUGGCGGGAAAUUCGGCGUGCAAGAAGAUCGUCAGGACAAGUCGGCGGUCGGCUGGGGUGACAAAUCCUCCCUGUCGGCACAUGAGAGUCAGACCGAUUACAAGAGGGGCUUUGGCGGGAAGUUUGGCGUGCAGUCGGACCGUCAGGACAAGUCGGCGGCCAGCUGGGAGGACCGUGAGAAUGUGACGAAGCACGAAUCCCAGACUGAUUACAAGAAGGGCUUCGGUGGCAACUUUGGCGUGCAAUCCGACCGCCAGGACAAGUCGGCCGUCGGGUUUGAGCACCACGAGUCGCUGAGCAAGCACGAGAGCCAGCUGCACAACAAGGCCUUCAACCCGAAGGACGAGCAGUCUCGUGGGGGCGAUGCUGGACCCGAGAAGCCCAAAUUCACACGUGAGAAGCCGGAGGCUCCACAGAAAGGCAACGCGUCCAGCUUGCGGGCCCGCUUCGAACAAUUGGCCACGCAAGAUGGCACCGAUCGUGUUGCGGCCGAACGGGAGAAGCGCAAGAAGGAAGACGAGGAGCUUCGCGCUCAGCAGCUUCGAUCGGAAGAAGAGCGGCAGCGCAGGGUCGACGAGGACUGGGAUCGGCGCGAGAAGGCCGGCCUCACCCAAGACACUGGCCCCGACGACGAGGAGGAGCGACAACGCCAGCUGCGCGAGCGUAACCAAGCCGCCAAGAAGUCGGGCCCGGUAGCCGGUGCCGUUUCGGUGAUGCCGAUCGCGAAGGCCCCGGUCGCUUCUGCCCCAGAGCCGGCCCCUGUCGCCCCUGCCGCCGUCAGCCAAUAUUACGAGGAGCCACCCGUUGACGCUCCACCGCCAACUGCCCCAGUUGCCGUCCUUCCAAUGUCGCCACCUCCGACGCUGACCCCGGCUAAUGCUGCAGUUGCGGCCGGAGUUCGACGGGCCCCGUCGAGCGACGAUGAACAAGACGAUAACGACGAUGACUGGAACGACGACCCGCCGAAUCUCACGAACCAGGGAGCUGCUCCAAUUCAGAAGAUUACUGCUGAGCCGGUCGCUCUGCCGAGUUACGACUUCGUUCCUGGCGAUGAGCCGUCCGCCCCGCCACCUCCGGCUCCCACUGCUGCCCCUGCUCAACAGCCCGGAACCUACUACGACACCGUGCCCGGCGAGGACAAGGGGCUUUGCGCCAUCGCCCUGUUCGACUACGAGAAGCAGGACGAAGACGAGAUCAGCUUCAACCCCGACGACGUCAUCACCCACAUCGAGCAGGUCGACGCCGGCUGGUGGCGCGGACGAUGCAACGGGCACACCGGCCUGUUCCCCGCAAACUACGUCGAGCUGCAGAAG